Daphnia pulicaria is the source of this 955-nucleotide messenger RNA. Its product is annotated as thioredoxin-related transmembrane protein 2 homolog. The transcript has 5 exons. Bases 60 to 869 code for a protein of 269 amino acids. NCBI's taxonomy places the organism in Eukaryota, Metazoa, Arthropoda, Branchiopoda, Diplostraca, Daphniidae. Gene Ontology annotation, cellular component: cytoplasm. The record is from RefSeq and is a predicted model, not a curated record. Gene Ontology annotation, molecular function: oxidoreductase activity, acting on a sulfur group of donors, disulfide as acceptor.
CUAAUGUCAAUCUAAACGCGGCGACACCCAAGGGAAAUACGUAAAAUUUUCCAUUGAAAAUGGCGUUUUUCGAUGAUGUUAAACAACUUAUCCUGCCAUAUUACUUACUUAGCAGUCUUCUAAGUAUUUCAUUUCUGGUACUGAAAACUAUAUCACCCAUGUGCAACUACUUAUUUCCUCCGAGUGAAUCUCAAUGUGAAUUGGACAUGAAACAAUCUGAAAUCUUGUUUUUCCUUCUAUUUGUAAUUGUGGUGAGAGCUAGAAAAACUGGCUCUGUUACGAUGUUGGCGUACCUCUCUACAGGAUUCAUGUACUGCAAAGUAGCCAGUUUGAUUCUAUGGUUCAAUGCAGAUCCUAGAUAUGGAUUGGUCUAUGUGGUGCUAUUAACUUUACAAGCAAUCCUGUUUCCAGAGCCUUCAUACAGUGGUCCAGAAAAAGUUGUCUAUUUCAAUGCAACAUCUUUGGAUGAGGAGCUGAACAGAAACAAGAAGGUUGUUUGGAUUGUGACAUUCUACACUGUUUGGAGCCCAAGCUGUGUCAAUUUUGCUUCAAUCUAUUCAAAAUUAUCAGCAGAAUAUUCGUUAGACAAUUUGAAGUUCGGCAAAGUUGAUGUGGGACGAUUUCCCGAAUUAGCCAAGAAGUAUUACGUCAACGACACAUCCUUUAGCCGGCAGCUACCCACUGUUAUAGUAUUCAAAAACGGAGAAGAAUUUGAUCGUAGACCAGCCAUCGACAGCAAGGGACAGCUACAGAAAUUUAUCUUCAAUGAAGAUAACGUCAAAGUACAAUUAGAUUUCAACAAUCUUUACAAUGAAUGCAAAAAUAAUCCAAUCAAGGAGAAAAAAGAAAAGCGGGUCAAGUCAGAGUAAACUAAAUUAUCUCAGUAGUUGUUAUUAGGUGUGUUUUUAAUAAAAAUGAAAUGAAAGAUUUUUAAAUAUAAUUGUGCCACCAUCCA